AUGAAGAAACAUACCGAGGCUGGUUCCACAGUACCAGCUGAGGCUGCGGAUGCCUCUGCAACCAUCAUUUCAGACUCUCGAGACCUCAGCAAACAAUACCACACUGCAACAUGGAUGGACGCAUUGAGGGAAAGAUCUAAGCAAUUGGCGGAGGGCAAGGUUCUCGACUCUUACUCGUACAUUGACCCCAAGACUACUGAGGUUGUGGACAAAACCAGGGCUGAUUCCUUUUCUUACCUUGUGUUGCCUUUCAAGGAUGACAAGUGGCUCUGUGACACUUAUAUCAAUGCUUUUGGACGUUUGCGAAUGGGCCAAUUGUUCCAGGAUUUGGACGCUUUGGCAGGAAGAAUUGCUUAUAGACACUGCUCCCCAGCCGAACCUGUGAAUGUCACUGCCUCUGUUGACAGGAUCUACAUGGUCAAGAAGGUCGAUGAAAUUCAGAAUUACAAUUUUGUUCUUGCUGGCUCGGUCACUUGGACCGGUAGAUCCUCUAUGGAAAUCACUGUCAAGGUGUAUUCCUACAAAGGUUCGGUCCCCAAGAAGAUUGAGGCUGACAGUUUGUCUGACGACGAUGUCUUUUUGACUGCAAACUUCACAUUUGUUGCUAGGAAUCCAAUGACACACAAAUCCUUUGCAAUCAACAGAUUACUACCCGUCAGCGAAAAAGAAUGGUUGGAUUACAGAAGAGCAGAGUCAUUUAAUGCAAGAAAGAAGUUGGCUGCCAAGAACCUGGGUGUAAUUCAACCUACCGAUGAAGAGAACAGACUCGUUCACGACAUGUGGACUGCUUCUAAGAAAUUGACCCUGGACUAUAAUAAGAAUGUUCUGUUCAUGAAAGACACCACCAUUACCUCGACAUUGAUAAUGCAGCCUCAAUAUAGAAACAGACACUCAUACAUGAUUUUCGGGGGAUACCUUAUGAGACAAUCCUUUGAACUAGCCUACUGUGGUGCUACUGCAUUUGCCAGCGCUAAUGCAAGAUUUGUCUCCCUAGACUCAACUACAUUCAAGGCUCCUGUUCCUGUCGGAUCUGUUCUCUCGAUGACGUCAACAGUUGUUUACACUGAGCAUCUUCACAGCACAAAGGUUGCCAAGGGAAAGCACUCGCCGCUUGAUUUGCCUUCUACGAAUCAAAUUUCCGGUAACCCCGAUGCGUUCUUGUCGGAACCAGGAACGCUAAUUCAAGUCAAGGUCGAUACAAGAAUUAGAGACUUGAAUUCUCCGGACUUCACAGAAUCUGGUUGUUUUAUCUACUCAUUCUAUGUUCCAUCCAAGAGCUACGGACCUGGCGAGCCUGCCUUCUCCUCUGUGAUACCUCAAACUUAUUCUGAGAUGAUGGAAUAUCUCGAAGGUAGAAGAAGAGCGCAGGAUACGGCACACUAUGUCUCUACAUUACCGAAGCCAAAGCUUUAG
Molecule: messenger RNA, 1413 nt
Organism: Candidozyma auris
Lineage: Eukaryota; Fungi; Ascomycota; Pichiomycetes; Serinales; Metschnikowiaceae
Exons: 1
Coding region: 1-1413 (470 amino acids)
Biological process (GO): acyl-CoA metabolic process
Cellular component (GO): mitochondrion
Molecular function (GO): fatty acyl-CoA hydrolase activity
Source: RefSeq, a predicted model, not a curated record